Molecule: messenger RNA, 2173 nt
Organism: Empidonax traillii (willow flycatcher)
Lineage: Eukaryota; Metazoa; Chordata; Aves; Passeriformes; Tyrannidae
Gene: DUSP6
Product: dual specificity phosphatase 6
Exons: 3
Coding region: 488-1636 (382 amino acids)
Biological process (GO): negative regulation of ERK1 and ERK2 cascade; protein dephosphorylation; positive regulation of apoptotic process
Cellular component (GO): cytoplasm; cytosol
Molecular function (GO): protein tyrosine/threonine phosphatase activity; MAP kinase tyrosine/serine/threonine phosphatase activity
Source: RefSeq, a predicted model, not a curated record
CUGAGCUGAGCAAGGGAAGGGGCACUGGCACCGCCGUGGUGUUUCCGUGCUGGACCGGGGAGCCUCUCUCGGCGGCACGUUAAUUGGAUUUCAUUCACUCGUGGCGGAGGAAAAGCCCAAGGGCUCGGGCUGCAGGGGCGAUUAGGCAGGUUCAUUCAGGGAUUCAUUGAUUGAAAAAAGAGGAGACAGGGCAGGCUGGCUGCGCGCACGCAAGCGCGCACACACACACACACACAUACACACACACACACAUACACACACUCACACACACGCCGGGGCCAGCGGUGCUUCUCCCUCCCCGUGGCUCCACCGCCGCCCGGCGCGGGGGAGGCGACGAGGGGGGGGCUGCGUGAUUCAUUUUCCUGGGGCGGAGGGAGAUAAGUUGUGCAGAGUUGGUGGGGUGCAGCCCGCCCGCCGAGCCAGCCGCAUGCCUCUGUGAGAGAGAGGGGCGCUUCCAGAGCACGCUCCGCUCCCCCCGUCCUUCCUCAUGCUAGAUACGUUCAGACCCGUCCCUUUCGCAUCGGAAAUGGCGAUUAGUAAAUCGGUGGCGUGGCUGAACGAGCAGCUGGAGAUGGGCAACGACCGGCUACUGCUGAUGGACUGUCGGCCGCAGGAGUUGUACGAGUCGUCCCAUAUCGAGUCGGCCAUCAACGUGGCCAUUCCUGGCAUCAUGCUGCGGCGGCUGCAGAAGGGCAACCUGCCCCUGCGGUCCCUCGUCGCCAGCAGCGAGGAGGAUCGGGAGCGCUUCGCCCGCCGGUGUGGCACCGACACGGUAGUACUGUACGACGAGCACAGCCGCGACUGGAACGAGAACACGGGCGGCGAGUCCGUGCUGGGGCUGCUCCUCAAGCGCCUCAAAGAUGAAGGCUGCAAGGCAUUUUAUCUGGAAGGUGGUUUUAGCAAGUUCCAGGCCGAGUUCGCCUUGCACUGCGAAACUAACCUAGACAGUUCGUGUAGCAGCAGCUCUCCUCCUUUGCCAGUCCUGGGCUUGGGAGGCCUCCGAAUCAGCUCCGAUUCAUCAUCAGACGUUGAAUCUGACAUUGACAGAGACCCCAAUAGUGCCACCGACUCCGAUGGCAGCCCUCUCUCCAACAACCAGCCUUCCUUCCCGGUGGAAAUUUUACCCUACCUCUAUUUAGGCUGUGCCAAGGACUCCACUAAUCUGGACGUUUUAGAAGAGUUCGGCAUUAAGUACAUCUUGAAUGUUACCCCUAACCUGCCCAAUCUCUUCGAAAAUGCCGGCGAAUUCAAGUACAAACAGAUUCCGAUCUCUGACCACUGGAGCCAAAAUCUGUCUCAGUUCUUUCCUGAGGCCAUCUCCUUUAUAGAUGAAGCACGGGGGAAGAACUGUGGAGUCCUGGUGCAUUGCUUAGCAGGGAUCAGCCGCUCGGUCACAGUGACGGUGGCCUACCUCAUGCAGAAGUUGAACUUGUCCAUGAAUGAUGCCUAUGAUAUUGUCAAGAUGAAGAAGUCCAACAUUUCACCCAACUUCAACUUCAUGGGCCAGCUGCUGGACUUUGAGAGGACUCUGGGACUGAGCAGCCCCUGUGACAAUAGAGUGCCGAACCAGCAGCUGUACUUCACCACCCCUUCCAACCAGAACGUCUUCCAAGUGGAUUCCCUGCAAUCCACGUGAGCUCCUACCACCUCCCUUCUCCUGUCCAUUUCAUGGGAUCACUCCUCAAUGAUUUCUCUUUGGCAGUGAUAAAGGAAUGCAGCUUUCUCUUUUUCUGGCCUCUGCUAUCAAAAGCAGCUGCAAGGCAAGGAAAGGUUACACAGUAUGGAAUCGGCUAUUGCAAAGGGAGGGAAUGUGGCAAGCUCUCUGGGCAGGACCACAGAGAGCAGGCAGCAGGUGGGCAGUGUGCUCAUCCCUGCUUGUGCAGUGGCUUGGGUCUGAGAACUUCCAGGGGGAUAGGGUGAGGCUGGACAGGCUGGGCACGGGUUCUCUGGAGACUGGAACUGUCCUUCUACCCUCUCUGCUCUCAGAUCUGUGACAUACAUCUAUGUCUUCAGUGAAGACUGGUUAUUUUUGUUUGUUUGUUUUAAUUUAGAGGAGCCAAAGAAAGAGAUUUCAGCUUAGUGUAUUUGGAGUACUUGUUUGCUGGGAGUUUGGUAGUAUUCUACUUGAUCAGUGUAAAUAUUUAACCUUAAAUCAAUUUGCGUUUUUUUUUUU